Mytilus trossulus (common blue mussel) is the source of this 776-nucleotide messenger RNA. RefSeq names its product fibrinogen C domain-containing protein 1-like. NCBI's taxonomy places the organism in Eukaryota, Metazoa, Mollusca, Bivalvia, Mytilida, Mytilidae. The transcript is spliced from 4 exons. The record is from RefSeq and is a predicted model, not a curated record. The coding region runs from base 1 to 681 and encodes 226 amino acids.
AUGAAAGAAAAAGCGAAAGGUAUUGAAUUUCGACCAACAGACUGUGGAGAAAUAUAUUCAAAAAGAGGAAAUGGGAUUUACACACUUUUUCCGAAUUCAUCCAGUAGCAGUGGUUAUUCAGUCUAUUGUGAUUUUGAAACAGAUAACGGAGAUUGGACGGUAUUUCAGAGGAGAAUAAACGGUACCACAGACUUUUUCAGAGGAUGGGAGGAAUACGAAAAUGGAUUUGGGAAUUUGGAGGCGGAAUUUUGGCUUGGUAAUCGGAAAAUCAAUGAAUUAACGUCGGACGGACUACACGAAUUGAGGGUAGAUCUUACCGAUUUUGACGGAAACAGUGGAUAUGCUAAAUAUUCCAGGUUCUCUGUCGGUGAUGCCUCUACCAAAUACAAACUUGACGUUGGUGGAUAUAGCGGGAAUAUCGGAAAUAGUUUGAAGCAUAAUAAUGGGAUGAGUUUUACUACAAAGGAUAGGGAUAACGAUCUUCAUUAUAUAGUUAACUGUGCAAAUGACAGAGAUGGAGCCUGGUGGUAUCACUCCUGUACAUCCGUCAACCUUAACGGACGGUAUCUCCAAGGUGGACAGAUUGAUUUGAAGAGUAUUCAUUGGUACAUGUGGAAGAAAUCAAGCAUUUCUUUAAAAUCAUCCGUGAUGAUGUUUAGAAAAGUGUAUCCAACAGGUUAAAGAUGAAAAUAUGAUAUACUUUUUGGAUAAUUUUUAUUAGAUUUUGUUGAUUUUUUACGUUUGAUUACUUUAAUUUAGUUGUAUUUAUAUAAAAA